Xyrichtys novacula (pearly razorfish) is the source of this 4123-nucleotide messenger RNA. The record is from the annotation of a GenBank genome assembly. NCBI's taxonomy places the organism in Eukaryota, Metazoa, Chordata, Actinopteri, Labriformes, Labridae.
AUGCUCCACAGUAUGAAUCCAUGUGAACUGCGCAACGGGGGAGGGUUCAACUUCGAGAACAGCCGCAGGUAAACCAGCAUAUUUACUGGACUCCAUGAUGCCUGUAUGUUACAUCUGAGAAACACUGACCCAAAACCCUUGAGUUUAUUUGAGUUUGCUGUGAAGUUAACUCUCACGAGAGAGGCUCAAAUGUUCAGGUGUCAGUGUGAAAAAGUGGCUCUGCUCUGAGUCCCAUACCUGUCAGGCCUGCUUUACUGUGUACAGUUGGAUCUUAACCGGUAAAUAGCUGCUGCAAUGCACCUUUGCAGUAGCCUACUGUGCAUGCUGUUUUAAUAAAACUGUUCAAUUUAGAGUAAUCACUUUACUUUAGUUGUAAGAUCAUAAAAAAUACAGUGGUCUGUGGUAUGGAAAAACAUGGAGUUAAUUUGACACUUCUAUACACUGGGUCUCAGAGUCUGCAGGUAGGCAGGGUCACACUUGUUCAGAGAGCUGUCUAACACUAGCAGACCCAGAACCAGCAGCCUUCAGUUCUAAUGGAGUAAUCCAUUUGAUCUCUGAUAUUAAAAACUCUUGAGCUAUCCCUCAAAUAACCUGUCACCCAGAACACCUCAAAAAGUCUUAAACUGGGAGAAGCUUUAUGCACCAAAGUUAAAAAUCCAGUCUGCUUAUGCCUCAGAAGAAGGAAAAUAUCAUAAAGUUCUUGUGCUGACAAGCAAGAAUUAUAGUUUUUAAUCGUUAUAAGUCAACUAAAUAUGCACAUACUUCAUAACAUGCAUAUGUAUGUUGCUGUGUUUGAAGGAUGUUUGUUUCAUAUUACAGUUUAGCGCUGAAUCAACACUAAUAUCUCUUUGUCUCUCGAUGAAUCUUAAUUUUCUGAUUUUCAGGAAUGAAGUGUUGGAGUCCAGUCUGUCAGAGCUUGGCUACAAACAACCCAAAGCCAGAAAGACAGGGACCACCAUUGCUGGGAUGGUCUAUAAGGUGAAACCGAUGUAGUUAAAAAGUUGUGUGUCUGUGUGUGUGUGUGUUUACUGAAACGUCAGUUCAGAGCAGAUACUGUGUGAGUCUGUGAUAAACUCAAAGAUAUUAUCAGGGAAUAAAAUAACCUGCUGUGUGUUUUCUGUCCUUUAGGAUGGAGUGAUUCUGGGAGCAGACACCAGAGCCACAGACGACAUGGUGGUGGCUGACAAAAACUGCAUGAAGAUCCACUACAUCGCUCCAAACAUCUAGUGAGUUAUCUGUCAACCAGGCCAGGUCCUCUCUGGGUUUUAAGAGUAUCUUUCACUGUGGUUAUCUGCAGGUUUCAGAGGCCUGAGUUCUAGAUUAAUUGGUGCUGGGAUGCUGGGUUCUGGGUUGUUAGGAUGCUUAUCCCAGUAUUCAGGAGCUGCAGUUCACGUGACUUUUUAAUCUCAGUUGAAUUGACGUGUAGGUUUUUCCUCUGACAAGUUUUUAAAUUUACCGUCACCACUGAUACGCAAAAAAGUCUCCUUGUUGAUACUCGGAGUAGAUGCAGAUUCAGAACACAAACACCGACGUAUCACUAUAACUACGUCAGAGCAGCAGCAUAAAUAUGUCCUUUAUUUUGUUCACAUGGAUUUCUGUCUCCUCCUCUUUCUAUGACUGUGUGUGUGUGUAGCUGCUGUGGAGCAGGCGUGGCUGCAGAUGCAGAGAUCACCACUCAGAUCAUGUCCUCCAAUGUUGAACUGCACAUGCUCAACACCGGGAGACCUCCGCUGGUCGCCAUGGUAACCAGGCAGCUGAAACAGAUGCUGUUCAGGUAAAAAUAAAGAACCUGCAGGCCUUCACUAUGGUCUUCUUUAUGAUCGCACUGUCACCUGCAGACUCAAACAAACAAACUCUGAUCUGAACAGGCAGGAAUAUUUCCGUCAGAUGUUUACUUUCUCUAAACGUGCUGUCAGAUCACUCCAUCACAUGAUGUCAUUUAUCACGCAGAUCCACUGAAAGUGUCUGAAGCUAAACUUAACAUGUAUUUAACUUAAUCCUGAUUUUAAACAUAACUUUAGUUUAACCUUAGUGUCUUUAAGUCCUCCUCUGUCAGCCAAUAAAAACAGGCUAUUCUUGUGUAUCCAGGUAUCAGGGUCACAUCGGCUCGUCUCUGAUUGUUGGAGGUGUGGAUGUGACUGGAGCUCACCUGUACAGCGUUUAUCCUCACGGCUCCUAUGACAAGCUGCCCUUCCUCACCAUGGGUACAAAAUUAACUUAAUCAUGAUUUUUGUCACUGUUUCAAACACUUCUGUCUUUACUGUCUCUACACUGAGAGCAGAGUUAUAGGGUGAUGCUACUUAGAAUUUAGUUUUGUAGACUGGUUAAUCCAUCGGCAGAUAAACUGGCCGGUAAAUGGCAUUUUUACGUAGUCAACAUUAUAUCGGCUUCAGCCCUCACAUGGAUGUAUGACCAUUAUCUCUUCAAAUGAAAAACUAGUUUUUCUCAUCCCCUAUGACAGCAUAUCAAAUCUAUCACAGCCACUGGUUAGUUGUUUAGAUGUAUUUUUAAAUGUUUGUGGUGAUUUAGUCAUCAUAAAGAAUACCUGUCUGUCUGUGUAAGAUGUUUCAGUCUAAUUUUCAGAUUUUCUGUUUGUUUGUUUGUUUUCCUGUUUUCUGCUGGUGUUUUUAGGCUCUGGAGCUGCAGCUGCGGUCUCUGUGUUUGAGGACAGAUUCAAACCAAACAUGGAGGUGAGACUGACCCUCCGCUAUCGGUUAAAAAACAAACUGUAUUUACAGCAAAGGAAAGGGUGUGUACAUGUGAUCUGAGUGACCAAAACCAGAGUCUUCUUAGAAUGUUGUCUUUGGAUCUGCUUGAUCAGUAAAUAUUCCCACCAUCACUGUCUUUGGUCAUUAUGAGAAUCUUAAUAAUCCAUAAACAAAAACAUAAGGCAGCUAAAGGUCAGGUGACUCAGUCAAACACUCUGAGUCUCAGGUCACAGCUGCUGGAAAUCAGCUGAGCCAAAGAUCUGCCUUGGAUCACCUGUAAGGGUCAGUGUGGAGACCUUUAGUUGAAGCAGAUAUUUGACUGUUUUAUAUUAAGAGCCAUGGUAUUGCAGGAGAGUGCAGGUGGGAAAGAAACAUCAGAGCACAACUUCUGUUUAUUUAAAAACUGUAUUCAAGAGUACUUUUGGUUGAUUCUUUGUUUUGGUUGUCAUACAUAGAUGAGUUCAGGUCUGAACACGAAAUACUUUCACACACCACAGAACUGACUCACAUAAACUCCAGGAUUCAUCAGGACAGACCUGAUGUCUGCAUGCUGGACAUGACUCUGUCCAAAGAAAUCUGAUAUUUUAUGAUACUCUGCCUCAAACACAUCUCCCCCCUCUCCUGUUUCUUCCUCUUCCUCUCACAGCUGGAGGAGGCAAAGCUGCUGGUUCGAGACGCCAUCACUGCAGGUAUUUUCUGUGACCUGGGCUCAGGUAGUAACGUGGACCUGUGUGUGAUCACUGAGGGUGGGGUGCAGUACCUAAGAAGCUACGACCAACCCGCUACCAAGGGGAAAAGGUUAGACUUACAUGGAAUCAGUCCACUCUUCUUAAAAAUCUGUGAAUUCAUUCAUAAAUCCAUUAUUCCAUACACAUUAAAACCCAACCUGUAAUAGGUGGUUAUCUCCGCCAGAAAAUGGAUUUUUAAUUAAUUAUUGGAUAGACAAACCGGUUGGAUUAUGCUUUAGAUUGCAGAGCUUAACUGAAAAUUAUGUCAGAAUCAACAUUAAACUGCAUUAUUCUUUAAGUUAUGAUAAAACUUAAACUAAACAAUAGUCAGUAACUGUGUUAGAUUUGAUUUGAUGUAAUUUAGGAUGAAAAAUAAUAUCAUUUACAAAAAAUGAUAGUGAUAUCUGUCUUGUGAGGUUUACUGCUGAUGAUGGUGUUUUAAUUUAACACCUAAAUAUUAACUUUAUGUGACCUUGCUGUAAGUGGAUUAAUUGGUCCAAUGAGCUUCAGUGUAAGUGCCCUUAUUUCUGUUUUCUAACACUGUCCUGUGUGUUGUGUGUGUGUGUGUUUCACAGAGAAGGACAGUACAGAUAUAAACCCGGCACCACAGCUGUCCUGACUGAAACUGUGACCCCGCUGAGUCUGGACGUUGUCGAUGAAACUGUUCACAUCAUGGACGCUGAGUGA